AAGAAAGAAACCUUGUGGGGAGUUCCACACUUCAGCAUCGCCGCAGCUUCGUUUCGAUUUGUCGACUAUAAAAGAGAGACGGGAGCGACGGCAGCAGCUUCCUUCUGUCUCAGCGGCUCACUGAAGACCAUCAGCUCUACAAGAUCAGCUCCAUCUGGCUCCACAGCAGGUUGAAGACAUCAUGCCCCGUCGCCAGUGCACCAUUGAGCUUGAGAAUAAGUGCUCUGCGUACACCCUGUGUAACCCGAGUUGGUCCAUUGUCAGUGGAUCCUGUGCGAAGGCUUUUCCGCCAACACUCGGUCCCUCUGAAUCUGGCAGCUCUCUGUUCAUCAAGACUACUCGCGCAGCAUGCGGAUCUGUUGGAGUCCUCACUUACGAUCUGCAGAAUGAAUCCACAAAGAAAUGUGAUGGAAAAAUGGCCAUCAUGUUCUCCGUUCCCUAUGACUUCAACGCGUUCUCUAACUGGUACGCAGUGGGAGUCUUUGACGAGAAUAAAGUGUGUGAUUCAAGCCUUUUUAAAGAAAUGUAUUACAACACAGAGAACGGGUUUGUCAGAGGUCAAGCUAAACAUGGCGGUCUGACUUACAAAGGCGAAGCUGUUACCAUCAGAGCCACCAUGUCAGACAGUUGCACACCUGUCAUCAAGAUACAGGCAGUGUUGAGCGAGCGACACUGGAAAGUGUAGUGAGUGAACCAGUUACUGUGCAUUAAAUGAAGCUUCACUACACUGAAGUCUACUUUAAUUUCAUCAUGUCACUCUUCAUUCUCGACAUUAGUUGAUCUUUAUAUAUCUCUAUAUGCCGCUGUUUGCACCGUCUGGUGCUCAACUGCAUUUCCUUGUACUGACUGUGUGUAAUGACAAUAAAGUUGAAUCUAAUCUA
This is a messenger RNA of Siniperca chuatsi (mandarin fish), 881 nucleotides long. RefSeq names its product conoporin-Cn1-like. NCBI's taxonomy places the organism in Eukaryota, Metazoa, Chordata, Actinopteri, Centrarchiformes, Sinipercidae. Bases 182 to 685 code for a protein of 167 amino acids. Gene Ontology annotation, biological process: cytolysis in another organism; monoatomic cation transport; pore complex assembly. Gene Ontology annotation, molecular function: channel activity. The record is from RefSeq and is a predicted model, not a curated record. The transcript has 3 exons. Gene Ontology annotation, cellular component: pore complex.